Penicillium canescens is the source of this 933-nucleotide messenger RNA. RefSeq names its product dihydrodipicolinate synthase family protein. The coding region runs from base 1 to 933 and encodes 310 amino acids. Gene Ontology annotation, molecular function: 4-hydroxy-tetrahydrodipicolinate synthase activity. The record is from RefSeq and is a predicted model, not a curated record. The transcript has a single exon. NCBI's taxonomy places the organism in Eukaryota, Fungi, Ascomycota, Eurotiomycetes, Eurotiales, Aspergillaceae.
AUGGUCGGAUUUGAUAUGCGUGGUUUGACACCGGCUCCGGUCACCCCUUUCACUCCAAAUGGCGCAGUUGACUAUGAAGCUAUCCAGCGUCUUGGCUCCUGGCUCGGUGGCAUCAAUGGAGUGAAGGGCCUCGUGGUGCUCGGUCAUGCUGGCGAGGGCACAUUCCUCACCACCGAGGAGCAAAUCUUAGUCAUCAAAGCUUUCGUGAGGUCUGUUGAUAACAGAGUCCCGAUUAUCGCCGGUAUUACCAGCGAAGGCACCGAAGUUGCUGCUCUCGAGGCCAAGCGAGCUAAAGAAGCCGGCGCAGCUGCUGGACUGCUCUACCCGUCUCAUGGCUGGCUGCGCUUCGGAUACCAGCCCGGUGCUCCGCAAGAUCGGUACCGCCGCGUAUAUGAAGUCUCCGGCCUACCAUUGAUCCUAUUUCAAUACCCCGACAACACAAAGGCUACCUACAACUUGGAGACCAUGCUGGAUAUUGCCGCCCAGCCUGGCUGCUUUGCUAUGAAGAACGGCGUGCGUAACAUGCGUCGAUGGGACACAGAAAUCCCCGUUAUCCGGACUCAACGACCUGACCUGCAAAUCCUCUCUUGCCACGACGAGUACCUUUUGCACACUUCAUUUGACGUCGACGGUUUCCUGGUUGGCUACGGCAACAUCGCUCCCGAGCCUCUCAUCCAGCUUAUUGAGGCUGGCAAGGCCAAGGACUAUAAGAAGGCACGGGAAAUCCAUGAUCGGCUAUUGCCUAUCACCAAGAGCGUCUAUCACCGUGGAUCACACAUGGAGGGCACUGUCGCACUUAAACAUGCUCUUGUUGCUCGGGGUAUCCUGACUCACGCCACUGUUCGCCCCCCUCUUUUACCCCUUGAGCCUGGUGCAGAGCAAGAGAUUCACGCUGCAAUCAAUGCCGCGUCACUCAGUAAGGUGGUCCUAUGA